CUCAAACUCACACCGCUAUUAGCUUCUCUAAUCUAAUUGAAGAUAUAUAUGGAGGCAAAGGGCAUAGCAGUAACGCAGAAAGCGGUGGAGGAUCUCGAUCCUGUGAAGAAGCCAAUAAAGAGGAACAAGUAUGCUUUCGCCUGUGCAAUAUUGGCUUCCAUGACUUCCAUCUUACUUGGUUAUGACGUAGGGGUGAUGAGUGGAGCAGUGAUAUACAUAAAGAGAGACCUCAAAAUCUCAGACGUGCAAAUAGAGAUACUGAUGGGAAUAAUAAACCUCUACUCUCUAGUAGGAUCAUGCCUUGCUGGCAGAACCUCUGACUGGCUCGGAAGGCGAUACACCAUUGUGCUAGCCGGAGCCAUCUUCUUCACUGGAGCCCUACUCAUGGGAUUCUCCCCCAAUUAUCCCUUUCUCAUGUUCAGCCGCUUUGUCGCCGGAAUCGGCAUCGGCUACGCCCUCAUGAUUGCUCCUGUCUACGCUGCCGAAGUUGCCCCCGCGUCUUCUCGUGGCUUCCUCACCUCCUUCCCUGAGGUGUUCAUCAACGGAGGGAUAUUACUAGGCUACAUUUCAAACUAUGCAUUUUCCAAGCUUCCACUGCACUUGGGAUGGCGACUCAUGUUGGGAAUCGGUUCUAUUCCAUCCGUGAUCCUGGCCGUCGGAGUCUUAGCCAUGCCGGAAUCACCUCGCUGGCUCAUCAUCAGAGGCCGAAUCGCCGACGCACGCAACGUUCUCAACAGAACCUCCGACUCCCCUGAAGAGGCUCAGCUCAGGUUAGCCGAGAUCAAAGCCGCAGCCGGAAUACCCGAAUCAUGCGACGACGACGACGUUCACGUCACCAAGAAAAGAGAUGGUGGAGGCGUCUGGAAAGAGCUAUUCCUAUAUCCUACGCCGGCGGUGCGCCACAUCCUCAUCGCGGCGCUCGGGAUUCACUUCUUUCAACAAGCUUCGGGAAUAGACGCAGUCGUUUUGUACGGACCAACCAUUUUUCAGAAGGCUGGGAUCGAUUCAGAUACGGAGAAGCUUCUUGCAACGGUGGCCGUUGGAUUCACGAAGACGGUAUUCAUCUUAGUUGCUACGUUCUUGUUGGAUCGGGUGGGGCGUCGGCCGUUAUUGCUGACCAGUUCGGGCGGUAUGAUAAUCUCGCUUUUCACGCUCGCCACAAGCCUCACCAUCGAUGACCGGUCCAAUAAAAAGCAAAUGUGGGCCGUUGGAUUGAGCAUCGCAAGCGCCUUGUCCUACGUGGCAGUGUUCUCUAUCGGAGCGGGGCCCAUUGCAUGGGUUUAUAGCUCUGAGAUCUUCCCACUGAGGCUGCGCGCUCAGGGUUCGGCCAUGGGAGUUGUGGUGAACAGGGUCACAAGUGGCGUUAUCUCAAUGUCCUUUUUGUCCCUCUCUAAGGGAAUAACCAUUGGUGGGGCCUUCUUCCUCUUUGCUGCACUUGCAACAAUUGGAUGGAUCUUCUUCUAUACAAUGCUACCCGAAACACAGGGCAAGACCCUUGAAGAAAUGGAAGGCUCUUUUGGUCAUUUCUGGGCAAAGUCCAAGCACAACGAUAGUGACCAAAUUCAAUUGGCCAAUUAGGAGCCAGUGACCGAAUCGAACUGUUGGAGGCAAUCUGAUAAGAUCCAACAAGGCAUACGCACCUUAUUCCUUUGUCUUAGAUUGGCUUUUCAAAUGUUAAACGACGAUUGAGCCACAUCAGUUAGCAACGCAUGUUAUGUAUGCGAAGGAAUACGAUAUACCUUUCUAGUUUCUAGUUUCUGAGAUAAAGAAUAAACGAUGAUUGAGCCACAUCAGUUAACAACGCAUGUUAUGUAUGCGAAGGAAUACGAUAUCCCUUUCUAGUUUCUAGUUUCUAGUUUCUGAGAUAAAGAAACGGUCUGUGUUUUAACCUCUUAUGUGAAUAUAGUCAAUGAUGCCAA
Messenger RNA from Arachis duranensis, 1919 nucleotides. Its product is annotated as polyol transporter 5. Gene Ontology annotation, biological process: transmembrane transport. The coding region runs from base 49 to 1578 and encodes 509 amino acids. Gene Ontology annotation, cellular component: membrane. The transcript has 2 exons. NCBI's taxonomy places the organism in Eukaryota, Viridiplantae, Streptophyta, Magnoliopsida, Fabales, Fabaceae. The record is from RefSeq and is a predicted model, not a curated record. Gene Ontology annotation, molecular function: carbohydrate:proton symporter activity.